Messenger RNA from Branchiostoma belcheri (Belcher's lancelet), 354 nucleotides. Its product is annotated as inner centromere protein-like. NCBI's taxonomy places the organism in Eukaryota, Metazoa, Chordata, Leptocardii, Amphioxiformes, Branchiostomatidae. The annotation marks the transcript as partial. The transcript is spliced from 2 exons. The record is from RefSeq and is a predicted model, not a curated record.
AUGCAGGAGAAUACAGGAGAAAGCAGGAGAAGGCAGGAGAACUCAGGAGAAACCAGGAGAAAGCAGGAGAAACCAGGAGAAAGCAGGAGAAUACAGGAGAACAAAGGAGAAACCAGGAGAAUGCAGGAGAAUACAGGAGAAAGCAGGAGAAUACAGGAGAAAGCAGGAGAACACAGGAGAAAGCAGGAGAACACAGGAGAAAGCAGGAGAAUACAGGAGAAAGUAGGAGAAUACAGGAGAAACCAGGAGAAAGCAGGAGAAACCAGGAGAAUACAGGAGAACCCAGGAGAAUGCAGGAGAAACCAGGAGAAACCAGGAGAAAGCAGGAGAACACAGGAGAAAGCAGGAGAAAGC